Messenger RNA from Trichogramma pretiosum, 981 nucleotides. Its product is annotated as speckle-type POZ protein A-like. NCBI's taxonomy places the organism in Eukaryota, Metazoa, Arthropoda, Insecta, Hymenoptera, Trichogrammatidae. Gene Ontology annotation, cellular component: cytoplasm. The transcript has a single exon. Gene Ontology annotation, molecular function: ubiquitin protein ligase binding. Bases 1 to 981 code for a protein of 326 amino acids. Gene Ontology annotation, biological process: proteasome-mediated ubiquitin-dependent protein catabolic process; regulation of proteolysis. The record is from RefSeq and is a predicted model, not a curated record.
AUGGCAGUUAUUGGCUCCUUAAAAACAAGUGAAAAGGACAAUAGUUUUACAUGGGUAUUGUCGAGGGAUUUACCAUCGUUGUUGUAUAAUAGUUUAGUACGAUCAACGGAGUUUUCCUAUGUGGGACAGAAAUUCGUUUUAGAAUUCCACAGAGGCCUAAUUUGGACUCAUUCGAGCCAUAUGUCUUACCUAAGUGUUUGGCGUUUAAUUCUUCGCUGUUCAGAUCAAUCCUCACCACUAAUAUGCAAGUAUAAAAUAUCAAUAAUCAAGCAUGACGAAAUUAUUGAUACCCGGACAGACUGUUGUACAUUUUCUACGAAUCAAAGGGAAACGCUGAUUCUUCGCAAGACCGAAACGGAAAUUGAGAGACUGAUUGAAUCCAAGGAUGAUAUACAUGUUCUCUGCGAAUUAUCAGUUUUUAUAAAAGGGCAAAAGAAUUUACGAACCUACGAAUCAGCCAAAACGAAUGAGGUACCGAAACUAAAUUUCGACUGGAUGUUACUUAAGAAUGAUUUCAGCGAUGUUGCGCUACGGACUGCAAGUGGAAAGGAAAUUCCAGCACAUAGACUCAUGCUCGCAACUGCCAGCCCAGUAUUCAAAGCCAUGUUUACUUAUGAUAUGAUAGAAAACCAAAGCAAAUUAGUUGAAAUGAAGGACGUUAGCCUUGAAGCUGCAAUUGAGAUGCUACGAUACAUCUACACUGGUGGCGUUAAAAACAACGAAAUUUCUUUGACAAUUGAGCUGCUGAAGGUUUCAGACAAGUAUGAACUUGAAGAGUUGAAAAAAAAGUGUGGACAAAUAUUGAGUUCUAAUUUAUCUACUGAAAAUGCUCUAAAAAUGCUUGAAAUUUCUGAUACUUAUAGUGCGGACUAUCUAAAAAAAGAAACAGUUGAUUUUAUCAAAGUUCAUAUAAGCGGACUAACAGACUUUCAUGAAAUAAGCAAUUUGAUUCUUGGUAAAGCGCGAUUAGUUGAAGAAUAA